Molecule: messenger RNA, 1621 nt
Organism: Megalobrama amblycephala (Wuchang bream)
Lineage: Eukaryota; Metazoa; Chordata; Actinopteri; Cypriniformes; Xenocyprididae
Gene: orai1a
Product: ORAI calcium release-activated calcium modulator 1a
Exons: 2
Coding region: 18-686 (222 amino acids)
Biological process (GO): store-operated calcium entry
Cellular component (GO): membrane
Molecular function (GO): store-operated calcium channel activity
Source: RefSeq, a predicted model, not a curated record
ACAACAAAAGGAGCGCAAUGAGUUCUAACGAGCACUCCCUUCAAGCUUUGUCAUGGAGAAAACUUUACUUGAGUCGAGCUAAGCUGAAGGCGACCAGCAGAACCUCUGCCCUGCUCUCCGGCUUUGCUAUGGUAGCAAUGGUGGAAGUGCAGUUGGAGGAAGAUCACAAUUACCCUCCUGGUUUAUUGGUUGCUUUCAGUGCCUGCACAACAGUGCUGGUGGCCGUCCAUCUCUUUGCCUUGAUGAUCAGCACAUGUAUCCUGCCCAACCUGGAAGCCGUGAGCAACGUCCACAACCUCAACUCCAUAAGGGAAUCUCCACAUGAGCGGAUGCACCGUCACAUCGAGCUGGCCUGGGCCUUCUCCACCGUCAUAGGCACCCUUCUGUUUCUCGCAGAGGUGGUUCUUCUCUGCUGGGUCAAGUUCCUUCCUCUGAAGAAUAAAACACCUGACAAGCAAGAGAAUGUAACUCUAUCUGAAGGCAUAAGCCCAGGGGAAGCCGCGGCAAUCGCUUCUACCACCAUCAUGGUGCCCUUUGGCUUGGUGUUUAUCGUUUUCGCUGUGCAUUUUUACCGUUCACUGGUCAGCCACAAAACAGAGCGGCAGAACGAGGAGUUGGAGGUUCUGGCCAAAAUCACUCAGAUGCAAAACCAACUGGAUAACAGGGGAGAGGCGAAUUUUGCUUAGCCUACGCAACUAUAUGAGUCCUUGUUCUCACACCAAACACUUUCCCAAAAUAUGGAAUGUUGUCGCAAAUUUAUAGACACUAGAACGUGGGAAUCGGGGAUUCUGCAAUAUGUUAGUAUCACAAUAUUGUGAUGCCUUGUUUAAUUUUUUAUGUGAACAUACAAACCUUAAUACAGAUGGAUUGGGAAUUUGUACCAUCACUCUGUUGUAACUGCAAAAUUAUUUCCCUGCUGCUGCUGUUGGUUGCCUGAACUUGGGGAACUUUUCAUUUCUCUCUCAGUGCGUUGGAUGCUUCCGGCAAGGAAAGUGUCAGUCAAAAACAGUGACAGUCAAUAAUUAAAAAAAUGUAGGCUUUUUUUAACAUCCCGAGUCAGUAGUUGAAUCACUGAAUUGUCAUUCAAUAGUAUCAUCAACAUGUUUGCCAGAACUGUUUGGUUUGCUACAGUUCUUUUAUAGAAUUUCCGUUUACGGUUAGGCCAAAUUGUUACAUCCAAAUGCAUAGUAAGCUUUAAUAAUGUUUUUCAGUAUUAUAACAAUAGACUCAUUUUCUUUUCAUCUUAACUGCAUAAAGUAGAUAAGUCUGAAUAAUGCAUAUAAGUCUAAAUGUAAGCAUACUGUAUGACAGUUAAUGAAUAAAACAUGAUUAAACGGCUCAGAGAUUUACCCUGGAAGUGAUUUAAAAGGGCUUUUCACACUGCGCUUCACCCCAAGUUAUCGUCGCUCUAAAGCAAGCUUUUAAAGGAAAGUUUCACAUUUGCACCAGUAAUUUAGAACCAGGUUUAAUCAAAUUAGUAAAAAUGACAAAGUGAGAGAGAAUGCGACAAUUGGAGUGAAGAAGAGAAAAACUAAAAACAAAUUAGCAAUAGCACAAAUAUAUACAGUUCAACAAAGGUCAGGUAUAGAAAUUAAAAUUGUAAUCAAAUAUACAGUACAGU